GGCGGCAAAUCGCCGCCUGAAACAGCUUUUGCCGCCGCCUACUUUUCGUUGAUGGUGAAAAAAAAGUGCUUUCUUUUCUUUAAUAAAGUCUCCUACAAAAGGGAUCCAAACAAGGUGCCAAAAUAGUUGUUUAUUUGUCUUGAACGCGAUUAGAGGCAAUGAGAAUGCAUCUCAGAGGUUCGAUUUUUCAAAUGUUUCUAGGGGAGGGCCCCCAGACAACCCCGCUUUGCCCCCUGCUAUCAUCACUGUUGUAGCCUGCUACUUCUUAAACUAUUGAGGGCACUGCAUAUAUGAAUCAGUUUUUCAUCAUUCUUUGGAUAUGUUUUCAACUGCCAUGCCAACGCCUAAACGUCUCCGUGAUUUAAUACGCGAGAUUCGUUCCGCGCGAACAGCUGCGGACGAAAGGUCUGUGGUGAACAAAGAAUGUGCCAUGAUAAGAGACUCGUUCCGAGAUGAAGACAAUACUUAUCGCUGUAGGAAUGUCGCCAAGCUGUUGUAUAUAAACAUGCUUGGCUAUCCAGCGCAUUUUGGUCAGCUGGAGUGUCUGAAGCUGAUAGCGUCGCCGCGGUUUACAGACAAGCGGAUUGGAUACUUGGGCGCCAUGUUGUUACUGGACGAGAGGCAGGAUGUACACUUGCUGGUGACAAAUUCACUCAAAAAUGAUCUGAGUCACCAAACACAAUAUAUUCAGAGUCUAGCCCUCUGUACACUCGGAUCCAUUUGUUCGACAGAGAUGAGUCGCGAUCUUGCUGGAGAGAUUGAGAAAAUGAUCAAAUCGUCAAAUGCUUAUGUGAAGAAAAAGUCUAUACUGUGCGCAUUCUGCAUUAUCCACAAAGUUCCUGACCUCAUGGAGAUGUACAUACCAGCUACACGUUCAUUGCUCAAUGAGAAAAAUCAUGGUGUUCUGUUGACAGCAGUGUGUCUUAUCACGGAGAUGUGUGAACGGAGUCCCGACACACUGCAUCACUUCAGAAAGGUUAGUGACAAUCUUGUGCCACAGUUAGUGCGAAUAUUGAAAAAUUUAAUAAUGGCUGGCUACUCCCCUGAACAUGAUGUCUCUGGCGUCAGUGAUCCCUUUCUUCAGGUGAAGAUUCUGAGGUUACUACGGAUACUAGGGAAGAAUGAUGCUGACGCCAGUGAGACAAUGAAUGACAUACUGGCACAGGUUGCCACGAAUACAGAUACGAGUAAAAAUGUUGGCCAUGCGAUCCUGUAUGAAAUAGUGCUUACCAUUAUGGGAAUUCAGUCCGAGGCAGGCUUACGGGUUCUAGCUGUAAAUAUUUUAGGAAGAUUUCUUUUAAACAGUGAUAAAAAUAUUAGGUAUGUAGCCUUGAACACAUUGUUACGAGUGGUGCAGGCAGACUACAAUGCUGUUCAGAGACAUCGAACAACAAUCGUCGACUGCCUCAAGGAUCCAGAUGUAUCCAUCAGAAAACGAGCCAUGGAGCUUUCAUUUGCAUUAGUCAAUUCGAACAACGUGCGUGGAAUGAUGAAAGAGUUGCUACACUUUCUGGAGACCUGUGAUGUGGAAUUCAAGUCGGACUGCAGCUCUAAUAUCAUCAUGUGUGCAACAAAAUAUGCACCCAAUAAGCGAUGGCACAUAGAUACCAUAAUGAAAGUUUUGACAAUGGCGGGAAACUACCUGCGAUCGGAGGUCGUGUCCACCCUGAUCCAGCUGAUCUCCGAGGCGAAGACGCUGCACGGCUACACGGCCCAGGAGCUGUACAAGGCGAUCUGCGACGACAUCAGCCAGCAGUCCCUCGUGCAGGUCGCGGCCUGGUGCAUCGGCGAGUACGGCGAACAGCUCUUCAUAGAGACACUCGAGGACGAGCCACCACUGGAUGCUACAGAAGAAGAUGUUGUUAACCUGCUAGAUCGGGUUUUAGCCAACAACAACUCGAGCUGUAUAACGAAGGAGUACGCCAUCACUGCAUUGAUGAAGCUAAGCUCACGAUUCAAACAUUCUAAUGCACACAUUCAGCGAGUUCUACAGACCUAUGGUAGCAGUACAGACGUAGAACUGCAGCAACGUUCUGUGGAGUACAUAAGUCUCUUUAACAGCUACGACAAUAUGAGGUCUGCCCUGCUAGAACACAUGCCUCUGCUGGAUCACAGCAAGUGUCGUAAUGUGAUGGAGGAUCGGGAAUUGCCAGACCAAGAUCUGCUCAUCUCAAAUAAUGUCGAGUCUGAAGUAAACGUGCUUCCACAGCCAACAGAAAGUGCCAACAUUCUUGAUAUUUUGGGCAAUGGCCCAUCUAGUCCUGUGAGCAUUGUUCCAGAGAAGAAAUCGGGAGGUGCCACAGACCUACUAGAUCUACUUGGAGACUUGGAUCCUGUCCCAGUGAUAAACAACAGUGUGCCGCUUGCUCCAAACAACAUAAUGGAUGGUUUACUUCAGUCUCCAGUAAAUAUUACUAAUCAAAUGAAUGGUGUGUCUAAAGCGUUCCCUCCAAUGGAUGCAUUCAACAAGAACGGUUUGCGGCUUCAGUUCACGUGUGAGCGAGAAGAUGGAAAGCCUGAAGCUACAAUAAUCAACAUGAAAGCGACUAAUUCCACGACAUUGCCUAUUUCCGAUUUUGUUUUUCAAGCUGCCGUUCCAAAGUCAUUCCAACUUCAACUGCAGUCUCCCUCGGGUAACCUCAUUCCGCCGAUGAAUGGUGGAUCAGUAGAACAAAUUAUCAAAAUUGCUAAUCCACUAAAGCAAGCCAUUCGGAUGCGACUUCGGAUGACGUACACACAAAGCGGGAACUCUAUCACGGAAGUAGGAGAAGUAAACAAUUUUCCUCAGGGAUUGUGGCAAUAGCACAGAGAUUCACUAGGAACCAUAGACACAAAAACAAAAAAACAAAAACAAAAAAAAUCCAGUUUGAACACUAUUGUGAUGUACCUGGCUUACAGGUAAAGCGGCUGAAAAGCUCAUUAAAGCGGCUGUGCUUUUUAAGGAAGCUGGACUCGUUAACUCAUUAAUAGUGGCAAAAGCUAAUUGGAAAAAGGCUGAGACUUGUGAAAGAGGCUAAAACUGGUUGGGGAAAACCUGCACAAUAACUUCCUCUCGGGCAUUCUGUCAAGUACAAUUCUAUCGUGUGCACACAUAGCAUUUUAUUUAACAAAGAACAUGAUGGAUUAUGAUUCUCAGGUUGUCUAGAAACGAAACAAGUCGGUGCAGUUCAGUACAUGGUGGUUUGAAAACAAACUGCCCAUAGGUAUUAAACGUGAAAGUAAGAUCCAAAUGGCAAAAACAACUGGAUUCGUCAACUUAAAAUCUGUUUCACAGGCCGUUGUUCAUAUUGUCUUUUUAAAAAAAAAAAUUAUUAAGAAUCUCUGAGUAAUUCCAUCGUGGAGGAAAUUCUGUUGAGUCGUUUUGUGCAGGAAUGUGCAUUUGGUGUACAUGGUGGAUUAUUUACUGCCGAGUGUAUGAACGAGAAACGAAUUUUGGAAAUGCCCCAAACGAAAUGUGAUGCUUACAUAUUAUCGAGAAUAAAUUGCUUCUGGCUUUUUAACGGACAAUUUGGGGCGAGAGUUUUGUUAAAGAAUUGGAGAAUUUAUGGUGUCGUUUUCCAUUAAAAUGGAUUGAUUUUUGUGAAAUUUGUUUUAAAUCAUCGUGAUGUGACAAUGAAGUCUUCUGAGUCGGGGAAAUGAUGACAGAGAAAUCGCUGUGAUGCUUUGGCAAACGUACGUCCUGACUGAGAAAGAAGAGAGAAAUAUUCCAUGGAUGAUGAUGAUACAGUAGUUCAGCAUUACAGGGUUGUCGGCUAUUUCCUAAAGCAUUCAUGAUUACAAGAACAAGACAUUUGCAACAAAAUAAGACUUUAUAUGCCCUCUUCUUGUGUUUUUGUUGUAUGGCUACUGUAUACACAUAAUUUAUUUCAGUUGAAUGGCAGAAUAUUGUUGAAUUUAUUGAAUUUCAGUUUUAUAUGUGAAUUUAAAUGCAUUUUCUGCUUUCGUCAAGACAAUUAGUUUUUGUAUAAUUUUGUUUUGUAUAUAUCUGCAUGUUUGUGAGUAAGAUGGGUUGUGUUAAUUCCCAAGUCGUUCCCACCUGAAUAUCGGGUUACAAUUGUACAGUUGGUUUAUUUGUAGGAUCCAAUGUAAAAAGGUUAAGCUUUUAGCAAUUCCCUGAUCAAAUUCAAUUAAAUCUGCUUAAAAAAGAAAAAUAAUCAUUAAAAAAAUUGUACAAUAAUUUAAAUAUAAUUUAACAAAUUAUUUCUGUUCUUAUUUUUGUACAAAACUGUAUAAACAAAUGAAAUCUAUAAUCAAAGUAAAUAGGUAAAAUUUAUCCAAAGUUUUGAUUCCUUUGGAUCAUUUUUAAAUUCAUUAUGACUUUAAUUAUUUGAAAAUAAAUUUUGAAUGAUUCUUUUACGAUCAAGUAAAAUUUUACAUUAUUUAAAAAGAGAAAUGUAAGGGUCAAGUUAAAUUUUACUAUAUUUAAAAAGAAAUGUAAUGGGCAAGUGAAAGUUUACAUAAUUUAAAAACAAAUUUAAUGGUCAAGUGAAAUUUACAAUAUUAAAAAAAGUUUAAUGGUCAUGUGAAAUUUUACAAUAUUUAAAAAGAAAUUUUGAUUAGUGAUCUUUUUGAAUGAAUGUUAUGUUAUAUGUAUUAAUCAGAGGUAACUCUAAGACUUGCAGUUGGGUAAACUCUUACCAAGUGUGUAGAUCUCGAAGGCAAUAUAAAAAUCAACUGAAUUGCAGUGGAUGAUUACUUGCACAUUUUAACUUAAAAGACUAGACUAACUCGCUAAGUAUAGAGAAAUAUCUUUUCAACUUGGCCUGAUAGCAAAAAAAUCAUUGAGAUAAUGAAAUGUUACUGUCAAUAUUAAAGACCGGGUGGCACCGAUUACAUCGCUUAAAAUUUACACUGUAUGUUCCUCUACAGCUAACUCUUGCUACCGUAGGCAUUGCUGUAAACAUUUUAAACCGAUAGGGUUAGGUAAUUAGAGAAUAACUAGUUCAUGACAUCGGAUAUCUGCUUUUUCCUGUGGCGGUAAGAAUGGGAAAUUCCGCGAGGCUCUGAACAGGAUAAAGCAGAUAUCCGACGUCAGUAACUAGCUAUUAUUUUCAUAAUGCAGACCAUAAAAAUUAUGGGGAAAAGCUAUUAUUUCUGUUAUUUCUGCCACACUGUAUGAUGACCUAGAGGACAAAUAAGCAAUCUUGUAUGUUGCUAUGCGUGUGAUGUCAUAUGAGUGACGUCAGAAGUCAUAAUCUGCUAGUAUACAUUUAUGACUUUGCUUUAAUUGGUCAUCAUAAUCUGUCAGUAGAAAUGGUGGAUGCAGGAUAAAAAUUACUAAAGUUACGCACGUGUAAUUUAGUUGUAUUUCAAAAUAACGGUAACAAAUGGGAUUUGAUCAUUAUGUUACUGGUUGAAUAAAGUACUUUUCACACGGCUUGAACUUUAUUAACAGCACUAGAUCAGGGGCUUUACUGAUGGCCGUUUUUUUUCAGCUGGAUAAAAUUUACUGCUGUCGAUUAAAAAAAAUCUUAAUUUUUUUUUCAUUUUCUGUUUAUUUGUUUCAAUAGGUAUUGGUACAAAAUAAUGUUAGGCAGGCUCAAAAUUUUUAUAGGUAACAAAUUCUUAAAUUCAUAAAUGAUUGGAAAUCUUCCAGAUUUAUCCAAAAUUCUGGAUUUUGGUGCUGCCCGAUUUUUUCUUUUCCUGGGUGCACUUUGCACUCGGGAUGACUUAAUAAUUUGACUUCAUUGGAUGUCAGAAUGUAAUAAUUGUUUAUAUUUUAAAGAGACAAUAUUUUAAAAAUCUUAGGUAACCAGAACACUGUUCACAUAAUUUUUUAAUAUUGAAUAAUGAUUAUGAAAUUUGUAACUUUUAAUUUUAGAACGUAACCAUCCCCCACAUAACAAGUUGGUGGUUCAAGUAUCUUUAAUAUUGCAUAAAUGAAACAUCAGAUUUUGUGUGCGAUUUUAUGCAAUACUUCGUGGAACAUUUAGCAGGUCAUCUACUGUGCGACCCUGCUUUUAAAGGUUUUCAUUGGACUACAUAGAAGAAAUAACUAAAACGAAAUAUGGAAAUUGAUCUAAUCCUUGUAUAUUUUAUGUUUCAUAUAAUUUAUUAAAAUCUGUAUAUUUUGUUGAUAAAUUAAAUAUAUAUAUAUAUAUAUAUAUAUGUUUCAUCAUUGUAUGCGAAUGGUCAUUCCAGCGUCAGAGACUUCAAGCUUUCCAUAUAUAUAACAUGUACAUGUGCAAGUCUGACAGGUAAUUAUCUGUUGGUUGAUUAAAUUCAGAUUAUUGUA
Messenger RNA from Gigantopelta aegis, 6235 nucleotides. RefSeq names its product AP-1 complex subunit gamma-1-like. Gene Ontology annotation, molecular function: clathrin-cargo adaptor activity. Bases 320 to 2803 code for a protein of 827 amino acids. The transcript is spliced from 23 exons. The record is from RefSeq and is a predicted model, not a curated record. Gene Ontology annotation, biological process: intracellular protein transport; receptor-mediated endocytosis; Golgi to vacuole transport. Gene Ontology annotation, cellular component: AP-1 adaptor complex; membrane coat; Golgi apparatus. NCBI's taxonomy places the organism in Eukaryota, Metazoa, Mollusca, Gastropoda, Neomphalida, Peltospiridae.